AUGCCAUGGCCCAUAUGGGAAGUACGGGCACGCCAUGUUGACAAGAACUUCCGACAAUGCGACGAGUUCAGCCAAGCCCUCCUAGUCGUGGAAAAGAUCCAGUCCUUUGCCACGAUCCUCCCGAAGUUCUUCGAUUACGAAAAGGAUGCCGACCAUAGGACUCCCGACUGCGACAUGCUGAAAAUCAGUGCGUACGUGGUCUCUUUCAACUACGGCCUGAAACGACGCGUCUUGAAGACUUUCCGAAAUGCCGACUGCAGCUGGAUGUCGACGAGGGCUCGUGUGGCAGAGGCCACAAACAGGGCCGAGGUCAUCAAAUCUGACUGCGAGGGCCGCGAAGAGAACGAGCUAAGGGUCCAGGGCCUGGAGCUCUUCUUCCGCUUCCAGAAUGAUGAGGCGGGCAAGAGGAAAGCGGACAUCGUUAAGGAGAUUUUCAAGCUGAUGCCGAUGGGCAGGGACACGAAUCGGGCGGGGAGAUGUUGGUCCGCUUGGCCAAGAUUCCCGCCAGCAUCGACGGCGAGGUUGAGCGCCGAUGGGGUACCGAGGAUCGACAAGUCCGAGGCCACUGACUCCGUCGACAACAAGUACCGAUGGGAGCCGAGUGGGACAAGAGUACCAGUGGGGAAUACUUCUGAGCUGAUUGCCCCCUGA
Symbiodinium sp. CCMP2592 is the source of this 651-nucleotide messenger RNA. Lineage: Eukaryota; Dinophyceae; Suessiales; Symbiodiniaceae. The record is from the annotation of a GenBank genome assembly.